UUUAGUCGCCGGUCGCGUCGGAGGAUUUCUAGAGGAGAAGGAAGGCGAGAGUUUCCUCGCUGACCGUAGACAAUGGGUGUCCCCGCAUUCUUCCGCUGGCUCUCCAGGAAAUACCCUACAGUAAUCAUAGAGUGCAUUGAGGAUAAGCAAUAUAAUACGGAUGAUGGCAAACAAAUACCUUUGGAUUCUUCAAAACCGAAUCCAAAUGGAGUGGAGUUUGACAACCUUUAUCUUGAUAUGAAUGGCAUUAUUCAUCCUUGUACACAUCCAGAAGACAGACCGCCACCUAAGGAUGAAGAUGAGAUGAUGGCUGCAAUAUUUGAGUGCAUUGAUCGUCUAUUUGCAAUUGUUCGUCCUCGUAAACUCUUGUAUAUGGCCAUUGAUGGUGUGGCACCCAGAGCCAAGAUGAAUCAGCAGAGAUCCAGAAGAUUCAGAGCAUCCAAAGAAGCCAUUGAAAAAAAAGUGGAAAUAGCACGGAUAAGACAAGAACUCAAAGACAAAGGUUUUAAUCUUCCCCCUGAGAAACCUAAGGAAUCACAUUUUGACUCCAACUGUAUCACUCCUGGUACACCCUUCAUGGACCGUCUGUCUAAGUGUCUUCAUUAUUAUAUUCACGAUCGACUCAACACAGAUCCAGGCUGGAGGGGUAUUAAGGUUAUCCUUUCUGAUGCAAAUGUUCCUGGAGAAGGUGAACACAAAAUUAUGGACUACAUCCGUCGCCAAAGAGCACAGCCAGACCAUGAUCCCAACACGCACCAUUGUCUCUGUGGUGCCGAUGCUGAUCUUAUUAUGUUAGGACUGGCUACGCAUGAAGUUAAUUUUACCAUAAUUCGUGAAGAGUUCAAGCCAAAUAAGCCGAAACCCUGUGACAUUUGUGGACAACUUGGUCAUGAGGUGAAGGAGUGUGUUGGUGUAGCUGAGGGCUCAUCUGGUGAAGCUGACAAAGUGUUUGAGGAGACACGAUUCAUCUUUGUUCGUCUAAAUGUGUUACGAGAAUAUUUGGAAAAAGAGCUAGCAAUGCCCGGCAUACCAUUCAAAUAUGACUUUGAUCGAGCCAUUGACGAUUGGGUAAUGAUGUGCUUUUUUGUUGGAAACGAUUUUCUCCCUCACCUGCCGUCCCUUGAGAUACGUGAGAAUGCAAUCGAUCGUUUGGUGCGCCUCUAUAAGGAUUGCUGCUACAAAACAGGAGGAUGGUUGACAGAUAGUGGCAUCGCUAAUAUGGAACGUGUACAAAUGAUUCUGCAGAAUCUUGGGAAAGUGGAAGAUGAGAUAUUCAGAACAAGACAGAAAAGGGAAUUGGAAUUCAGAGCUAGAGAUAAAAUGAAGAAAAGAUCAGAAAAAAUGGAAAAGGAAGCUGCAAACAGAUUUAAGAACCAAACUGGCCAAGGGGCUCUUGGUGUUAUGAGGGCUGGAGAAACAUCAGUAGCACAUGGCGCCAAAAAUGCUAUCAUGGAUCAGCGUUACUCAAAUAUGAAUGAUGGUGGUGGACGUGGUAAGAAGCGAAGUAUAGAUAGUGUCGAUUCUGAUGAAGAGGAAGAAAUUCCCGAUGAAGUGAGGCUGUAUGAAGACGGUGCCAAAGAUCGUUACUAUGAAUCUAAGUUUGAAGUUUGUGCUGACAACCUCGAGUUCAGGAAACGAGUUGCUGAUGAAUAUGCUCGUGGUUUAUGCUGGGUGUUAAAGUACUAUUAUCAGGGAUGUGCGUCAUGGGACUGGUAUUUCCCAUUCCACUAUGCACCUUUUGCUUCAGAUUUCACGAACUGUGCAAAAGCAAAUGUGGAGUUUGACAUUGGUGAGCCAUUUAACCCCCUUGAGCAGCUGAUGGGUGUGUUCCCUGCAGCAAGUCGUGAUCAUGUUCCUGAACCAUGGGGCGAGUUGAUGAUUGACCCAGAUUCUGUCAUAAUUGAUUUUUAUCCAGAAGACUUCAAAAUUGACUUGAAUGGAAAGAAGUUUGCCUGGCAAGGUGUUGCCCUCUUGCCAUUUGUUGACGAGAAAAGAUUAAAGAAGGCUCUUGAUACAGUGUAUGAUUUACUGACAGAAGAAGAAAAGAGGCGCAACAAGCGAGGUGAUAGCCGAAUGUACAUCAGUGUUAAACACGAGGCAUAUAGCCAACUCACAGACAUGUACCGCAUAGGCAUGAACGUAGAGACAGAGGUCCCAAUAUCUGGCAAAGAAUAUCAAGGCAUGCAAGGAACUGUCCUACAGGCACAUGAUUCUGUAGAUGCUAAUAGCACCCUAUUGGCUCCUGUUCGGGGUAUGGAACCAGUUGAAAACAACCAAGUAGUGACAGUAAGAUUCCGGGACCCUAAAUAUCCUGACGGCUUUAUAUUCCCAUCAAGAAGGCUUGAAAAGGCAGACAGUCCUCCCCGUGUGCUGAAACCACAGGACCUAUCGGCAAUUGAAUCUAAAAAUUACCGCCCACAAAUUGGGUUUGCCAAGAAUAUGCCAAGAGCAUCCCUGAAUAUUUCUGGCCACAGAACUCUCGGCCACCUCCUGCCGAACCUUCAUGGUGGAGGGCUGUACAGCAACAACGUGCCGCUUCUGCAGGGUGCCCGAGGAGGGCAGGGGCUUCUAGGAGCAAGUCCAGGGCUUCUUCCAACACCGCCAAGACCUGGGAGUUUCCUGGGUCCAAGUCUAGGUGGACCAGGGCCCUUCUUGGGCCCUCCAGGAUUGGGAGGUCCAGGAAGUCUUCUUGGACCGGGACAAGAGGGUCUGCUAGGAUCAGGGCCUGGAAUGCAAGGAAAUCUUCUUGGAUCAAGAUUUGGAGUUCAAGGAAAUGGUGCUGGGUCAAUGCUAGGUCAAGGAAAACCAGUUAAAAAUGGAAAGGGACGUGGAGGUGGCCUCCUUGGCCUGGGACCACAACACCAAGGUCCAUUCCUAGGAAAUGGAUCUCAACAAGGAUGGUCAUAUAACUCAGGAAUACAGGGAAACCAACAGGGCAGUUUGCUUGGGUCAGGUCCACAGCAAGAUGGUGCGCUUGGAAGGGGUAACCAAAUGGGAGGCCUUUUAGGUUCAGAACCACAACGUGAAGAGAUGUAUGGAAGGGGAGGCCUUUUAGGACCAGAACCACAACGUGAAGACACGUAUGGAAGGGGAGGCCUUUUAGGACCAGAACCACAACGUGAAGACAUGUAUGGAAGGGGAAGCCUUUUAGGUUCAGAACCUCAACGUGAAGACAUGUAUGGAAGGGGAGGCCUUUUAGGACCAGAACCUCACUGUGAAGAUAUGUAUGGAAGGGGAGGCCAAUUAGGAUCCGAACCACAACGUGAAGACAUGUAUGGAAGGGGAGGCCUUUUAGGAUCAGAACCUCAACGUGAAGAUAUGUAUGGAAGGGGAAGCCUUUUAGGACCAGAACCGCCACGUGAAGACAUGUAUGGAAGGGGAGGCCAACUAGAAGGUGCGCCACAACACGAGAAUAGAUUUGGAGGAGGUAAUCAAAAGGGAAGCCUACUAGGGUCCUCCCCACAACAGGAAGAUAUAUACGGAAGAGGUUCAAAACAGGGAGAAGGACUACUUGGUCCAGGACCCAACCAAGUAAAUCCUUAUAAAAUGAACUUCGAGGAGGGAAGUCUACUUGGAGCCCCUCCAGAUGAAGAUUAUUUCGACGAGUCUAAUAUGGACCAAGCAGGACUUCUUGGAAUGUCCCCACCUAUGAGCCACCACAUGAAUCGUGGGAGAGGCGGCGGUCAGUACAGCAAUGUUCCGCCCCCACAAGGUAGUCGUGGGGGUGGCUAUAAUAACAGAGGUGGGAAUAGAAGUCUCCUUGGAGUACCCCCGUCUACAAACUUCCAAAUGAUGAGUCAGUCCUCAAAUUAUCAUAGCUCACAAGGAAAUAGCUAUAGUGGUGGUGGAGGUUAUGGCGGAGGAAGACAAAGCCAAAGCUACAAUAAUGGAUCUGGUUACAAUAGCAACAGAAAUCAGGGAGGCUACAGCAGUAGUCAGAGACAUAGCACUGCAGGUUUUGGCUACAGUUCAGGAAACAACAGAUACAAUUCUGGCGGGGGGAAUAGUUACAGUUCUGGAGGAGGAGGAGGAGGAGGAGGAGCAGGCGGUAACGGCAACACUGGCGGAAGUUAUGGUGGCUAUAAUAGAAACACCAACUGGAAUUACAGCUCACAACAAGGAGGUAGAGGAAGAGGAGGCAGUGGUGGAGGAGGAGGAGGAUAUUAUACGUCUAAUAAAUAAAUGGAACAGAGGAGUUUCAACUCAGAUGUGGUGAAAAUGCUUUAGAUAGAAGGGCGUGUUGGUUUGUCAUCUGUUACAUACUUGUUGUCGAGUCAAGUAACAAAGUCGAUAUCUUAAAUUUUCUUGAUGUCUGCAACUUACUCUGUACUUAGUGCAUAUAAGGAUUGGUAUAGUACAUGUUUAAAGUCUUUUUAAGUCCAUAUUCUCAGAUCCAUCAAUGUUUUAUGAAGGGGUUAUAUAACAUAAAAUAUAAAUUUUGUAGUUCAUGUGCAACUUUGUUUUUUGAGGUAAGUGGUUGGCAGUCUUGACUUGUGCAAUGUAAAGGUGACUAUUUUUGUAGCUAGAGCACGAAUUGUAUUAACAAUUUAGAUUUGGUGAAAACUACGUGUUUUUUAUAUUGUUAUAUUGAUAAGUACAAUUUGUGAUGUAUAUAUGACCUCUGAAUUGAAACUAUCUGAUUAAUGUAUGUUUUAUCAUUAUCCCAAGUUUACAUAAAAACUUGUUUAAUUUUCCAAUUACGUGAUGCUAGACAUUUUGUCUCGACGACACAUUUGCCUGGUAAUACACUCAAUUAAACCUGGGGCAUUUUUCAUGCGUACUCUGUAUGAAAGAACAAUGCUUGUUACGUGUAAUGUAUUUUUUGAACAGGAUGUCAGAAUGUGAAGUGAAAGCAAAUGUUUAACACAGCAAGUAAAUUGCACUGCAAUUUUUAAGAAAUAUUUAAUUGACAAAAAAUAAUGAAGCUAGUCUCAUGAUAUUUUGUCUAUAAUUUUUGAAAACCCCCGUGGAUGAACAAUAUCUAUUUGAUAAUUGAAGUAAGUUUCAUUUUGCUAGUUUUUGAAUGAUUCACCAGCUCCAGGUUAGGUAAAUAGUUUCAUAUAUAAAUAUAUAUAUGAGCAUGAAUUUGUGUAAUCUAAAGGAAAAAUAGAAGGAAUAUAACUUACUUGGCGCAAAGUUUUGUAAAUUAUGCCUAGAUAUUGGAGGGUACUACAACGACUGGACUGUUAGGUUACUGUGCCAGUGGGAACAUGUGAUGCAUAUAUCUUCACCUGUUUUUCAUAUUAGUAAUUGACACUUUUCUGUACCAUAUUUUUAGUGUACAUGAUAAGUACAAAACUUUGUAAAUUAAAUAAAGUGUAUUCUUUC
Procambarus clarkii (red swamp crayfish) is the source of this 5328-nucleotide messenger RNA. RefSeq names its product 5'-3' exoribonuclease 2 Rat1 (gene Rat1). Gene Ontology annotation, cellular component: nucleus. Gene Ontology annotation, molecular function: 5'-3' RNA exonuclease activity; nucleic acid binding. Gene Ontology annotation, biological process: nucleobase-containing compound metabolic process. Lineage: Eukaryota; Metazoa; Arthropoda; Malacostraca; Decapoda; Cambaridae. The record is from RefSeq and is a predicted model, not a curated record.